AUGCCCUGUCUCCCGACUCCCGCAGUGACGGUGGCAGAUUAUGCUAACUCAGACCCAGCUGUUGUGAAAUCUGGACGGGUGAAAAAGGCUGUGGCCAAUGCAGUUCAACAGGAAGUAAAAUCCCUCUGUGGUUUGGAAGCUUCGUGUGUCCCUGCUGAGGAAGUUCUCUCUGUGUCGGGCGAGUCUUGUGACAGCAGCGAUGAGAUGGAUACGAAGGAAAGCAUCAACGGGCGAACUGCAUCUAGGAAAAAGAAGAGCAAAAGGCACAAAGAAAAUCCUGAUGGGGGUGGCGGAGAGGAAUACCCCAUCGAUAUCUGGCUGCUCUUGGCUUCCUACAUUCGCCCUGAAGACAUUGUCCGGUUUUCUUUGAUUUGCAAGAAGGCCUGGACUGUGACUUGCACUGCUGCCUUUUGGACCAGGCUCUACAGAAGGCAUUACAGUCUGGACGCGUACCUGCCUCUCCGCUUGCGGCCGGAGUCCAUGGAGAAGCUGCACUGUCUCCGUGCGUGCGUCAUCCGGUCGCUGUACCACAUGUACGAGCCCUUCGCCUCUCGAGUCUCCAGGAAUCCGGCUAUUCCAGACAGUACUCCCAGCACUUUAAAGAAUUCCAGAUGUCUGCUUUUCUGGUGCAAAAAGAUUGAAGGGAGCAGACAAGAAGCGAUGUGGGAAUUCAACUUCAAGUUCAAGAAGCAGUCUCCCAGAUUUAAGAGCAAGUGUUGCAAAGGUCUUCAGCCACCGAUUCAGUAUGAGGAGGUGCAUACAAAUCCGGAUCAGGAUUGCUGUCUGCUCCAGAUCACCACCUUUAACUUCAUCUUCGUGCCAAUAGUCAUGGGCAUGACGUUUACCUUGGUAAGUGUUGGAGAAAUCCACCAGGCAGCUCUUGCUGUGCAGUUUCUGUAG
Messenger RNA from Mesitornis unicolor (brown roatelo), 900 nucleotides. RefSeq names its product transmembrane protein 183A-like. Gene Ontology annotation, biological process: regulation of protein stability. The transcript is spliced from 6 exons. The coding region runs from base 1 to 900 and encodes 299 amino acids. Gene Ontology annotation, molecular function: protein binding. Gene Ontology annotation, cellular component: SCF ubiquitin ligase complex. The record is from RefSeq and is a predicted model, not a curated record. Lineage: Eukaryota; Metazoa; Chordata; Aves; Mesitornithiformes; Mesitornithidae.